Messenger RNA from Drosophila nasuta, 1505 nucleotides. Its product is annotated as fibrinogen-like protein 1. The coding region runs from base 265 to 1383 and encodes 372 amino acids. The transcript has 3 exons. The record is from RefSeq and is a predicted model, not a curated record. NCBI's taxonomy places the organism in Eukaryota, Metazoa, Arthropoda, Insecta, Diptera, Drosophilidae.
AUAACUAAAUUCAGUUCCAAAUUCAUUUUGUUUGCGGGCAGUCGAAACAUUUAAAAUGUGCAGAAUAAAAUUUAACGGAGUUUUCUUACUGAUGGUCCUUCAAAUAUUCUUGGUGGCUACAACAACUGGAGAUGAAACGUAUGAAUCAGACCAAAAAACUGUAAAGCCUUUGCUUGAUAUUAUUAGACAGGUCAGAAAUGAGUUAGAACAAAGUGAAACUAAGGAAAAGCAGAUAAGUGAAUUAAAUGCUGAUCUUAUGGAAAAAUGGAGGCAAAUCUAUUAAAUGAGUACAAAAACAAAGUAAUCAAAGGGGAAAACGAUUUGCAAUUGUGUCAAAAUAAAGUUGAUAAAUCUGAUUUUGAAAUUAAUUCACAACAUAAUAUUAUUCUUAAAUUAAAAGAACAACUAACAGAUAAAUCCACAUACUUAGAAAAUUGUCAAGUUCAAUUAAAAUCUCUUAAUUCUAAAUUAAUUGAAAAAGAUGAAAAUAUAAAGAGAUUGAGUGAGAAUAUUAAAAAUAACACAGAACAUCAGAAAACACUUGAAUUGGAAUUAGAGAAGAGUAAAUCUAUAGUAAUAAAGCAUGAACAUGAUAUUCAGUUAUGUCGUUCAGAAAUCAACAAAUUAAAUAGGACAUCAGAGAACAUUAGAGAAGAACAGAAAAAUAUUCAAUUGAAAUUAAAAGAUGCUGAAACUAAGCUAAUAGAUAAAGUAAAGGAAAAUCAGUUAUGUCAAUCUGCACUUCAUAAAUUAAGUCCCACAACAUGUCUCCCUUUCGGAGAUUAUUCAGGAGUUAAUCAACUCAACGUCUCUGGCAUAGGUUUAUUCGAUGUUUUGUGCGAUAGUCAGUUAGCUGGACCUGGAUGGAUUGUAAUACAACAACGAGUUGGGGGAAAUGAGAAUUUCAAUAGGGAUUGGGCAACGUAUCGCAAAGGUUUCGGUUCUUUUGAAAGUGAUUUCUUUCUUGGAUUAGAGAAAUUACAUCGUAUCACGAGCUUGCAGCAUUUCGAACUUUACAUACAUUUGGUUGAUGAGAAUGACAAUACCUUCAAUGCUCGUUAUGACGGCUUCAAAAUAUCUGAUGAAGAUAAUGGAUAUGCACUGAGUUUGGGAAAUUUAAUUUCAACUCCUUUUGGGGAUGGCAUGAGAAACACUGAAAACAUGAAAUUCUCAACAUUCGAUCACGACAACGACAACGAUGAUGAUGAUAAUUGUGCAAUCAUAUAUGAAAGUGGCUGGUGGUACAAUUAUUGUAAUACUUGUCAUUUAAAUGCACAAUAUGGGCCAGAUCUAUGUUGGUGGGACGAUUAUAACAAUUAUAUUUUAUUUAAAGAAGUUAAGAUGCUAAUUCGUCCCAAAGAAGAUGAAGAAGUGAUAAACUGAAAAGCUGAAAUUCCCAUAUUUGACUCAAUUAUAUAAUCAUUUAUAUACUUGUAUAAUUGGUGCAUUAAGAAAUUGCGUUCUGAAAAAUAAAACGAUCGACUAUUUCAUGCAGCUAUUUAUUU